UGCCUCACGGUAGGGGUGUUAACAUUUUCUCAGACACGCAGAUCCACCCAGACAUACACACAUCUUGUUUCUCUGACCAGCGACCGUUUGUCACACAGCAAACAAGACAGAAGACGGCCGACCCUUCAGCCAACUUUGGAGAAGAAGUCAAAAAACACAGCCAUGGGGAAAGGAUGCAUCACAGUUACCAAGUACUUUCUGUUCCUCUUCAACCUCCUCUUCUUUAUCUUCGGAGCAUUGAUCACGGGCUUUGGCCUGUGGGUCCUCUUUGAUAACCAGAGCUUCAUUGCUGUUCUACAGGAGUCAUCAAACUCGAUCAAAGUGGCUUCCUACAUCCUCAUUGGGGUGGGUUCCUUAUCAAUGGGCAUGGGAUUCUUCGGCUGCAUAGGAGCCAUCUACGAAAUUCGUUGUCUGCUGGGUGUGUACUUCACCUGCCUCCUGCUCAUCCUCAUCGCCCAGGUCACUGCUGGAGUUCUCAUUUACUUUCAAAGAGAUCGGUUGAAAUAUGAGAUGUCCAACAUCAUAAAGGGCAUGAUAAUCCACUACACUGGCCAGAACAGGACCACAGAGCACACCUGGGACUACAUUCAGAGGACGAUGGAGUGCUGUGGAUGGACUAGUCCGGGUUACUGGUCUGAGAACAUUUUGAUCAAGAACAGCUCCCAGAACCUCUACCCAUGUUCCUGUCGCAAUGAGUCCCUGCCUGGCACGGACAUCAAGCAUGUCGGCCUGUGUGAGCACCUGUCUGCAGGCACGCCCAUCUAUCAAAUGGGCUGUAUGACUAGCGUGGAGAAAUGGCUCCUGGAAAACUGUGGCGUUAUUCUGGGAAUCUGUGUCGGUGUGGCAGUAGUGGAGCUCCUUGGGAUGAUCCUCUCCAUGUGUCUGUGCAAGAGUGUCGUCCAGGAGGAUUAUACCAAAGUACCGAAGUACUGAGCUGAAGACGGAGCCAGCUACACACCACACACAGAUGGAUGGACUCUUUUUGUCUCCCUCUCCUUGUCUCACAUUCUUAAGAACACACUCACACACACGCAAAUUGAGACAGCUGUCGCCUCCAUUUGAGCUUCUCCUGCCUUGACAGCUGUGCAAAUUUCUCACGCCCCGUAUGUCCCACACACACAAACACACACACACCUCUCAAUCAAGCUUGGUGGAAGUAAGUCCACAAGUUACCGUUGUUGUGUUAUCAUUUUGUUUUUUUUAAGGAGACAUUUAUGAUGUUAUUGUAAUUUUUCUUUUUUAAAUGUUCAUAUAUGUGUUGUUUUGUUUUCCUGGGCUGACCUCAAUGAAGUGCUUAACAUAGUAGUAGAGAGCACUUUAGUGACAUUUGGUGAGCUGAGAGCCGGAGAAUCUUCUGACUCCGGGGCAUGGAGAUGAGAGAGAGACAAGAGGGUGAGGGUGGGUGCAUGGUAGACUCUCUCAAGAAAUUAAUACCACUGUGUGAUGCUGCAGCUGGUAUUUUUGGUGCAGAGGGUGGAGGAGAGGCCCAGGGCAGGGCUGAUGAGGUUGAGGUUUUGGCUUCUUUCAUCAGCUCCUUGUACUCAGUAGCCCUCCUCCUCCUCCUCAUCCCUCCCUCUAUCCAUCAUCUGUUAGUGUCUAAAUCAUGUCCCUGUCCUUUUCUCGGGUGUGUCUGACUGGUAGCGAGUAGCUUAACAAAAUGACUAGUUUUGCAUGAAGUAAGUGUGUGUAUGAUGUGUUGAGUGAGUAUUUUAUUUCUUCUUGUUCUUUUUUUUAUAUUCUCAUGUCGUUUCUGUUUUGUUUUUACAGCUGUACAUAUGACUUUGGUAAGGGGUUAUGGCACUUCAGUGCUCGGUCAGCGUUUUAUAUGAGAAGCUGUCACCCACAUGCUCUUGUUUUAAGAGUUCAAUUGUUUUUCAUUUCCUGUCAGUUGUUGAUGAUGUACAGAGCACAGCAAUAGCUCGUCUGCACUAUUUUGGUCUGAAUCUGAGAAAUUACCCUUAGAAUGAAUCUGACAUCACUCUCUAUCGCUAUAUUUUAAUCUCUGUAGCAUGAAUUUGUGAACAGAUCAACCUACCAUAGCGCCUGCCCCAAACUUAUUUAUUUAAGCUCAUUACACCUGCCGUCAUUUUGAUAAAAUCAUAGCAAUAACAUGAAAACGGCAGCUGUGUGACCGCAAUGUAUUUUCCCUUCUCUGCGUCAUGGUUUAUUUUCCCUGAAGUAAUUUUCCCUGGUUUAUAUUAUUGGUUGCAAGAGCAGAGAAAAUGUUGGAAACUAGCAUUUUUAUUAUAAUACUGCAUAUUUCAGAAGCCGCUAUGAACAGAAAAUGACUGUUCAUCAUUCCAUGCUAUCCUUGCUAAAAAUGAUUCACAGAAAUGUUCCUCUGCUCGUCAUCAGUCCUUCCACUUCAUUUCAAACACGCUAUUAUGGUUGGAUUUAUGGUCGUAUUUUGUGGAUAGAUUGCACUUUUAUUUGGUUAAUAGUUUUUCAUGCCAUCUCACAAACGAGGGUACAACUGGUCAGUUGUGUCAGAAUUACGGCCUCUAUUUUAUGACCUGUUCUAUUCAAAUAUUAAUUUAACUAAAUGAGUGAUGAAGGCUUUUUUAUGGUGUUUUUAAGAUAUUUUUACACUUUUACAAAAAAGUUUUACAAAAAAAAUAUUCGUGGAGCUGUAAGCCAUGUUUGAAAAACAAACGUUUCUUGUUAUUAUUGAGAACUAUUAAACCUGAACACACUAGAAUCA
Messenger RNA from Micropterus salmoides (largemouth bass), 2701 nucleotides. RefSeq names its product CD82 molecule b (gene cd82b). Bases 163 to 933 code for a protein of 256 amino acids. The record is from RefSeq and is a predicted model, not a curated record. NCBI's taxonomy places the organism in Eukaryota, Metazoa, Chordata, Actinopteri, Centrarchiformes, Centrarchidae. The transcript has 9 exons. Gene Ontology annotation, cellular component: membrane.